AUGAAACAGCAACCAAAAAAUUUUGAACUUUCAAAUGAUUAAGAAAAGUAGUAAUAAAUUGAUCUUGAGGAGCCUUAUUAAAAAUCUGGCAAUGAAUUAUUCUCUCAGGAAACUCUGAUGAGGAAAAGAGAAAAAUUAUCUCCGAUAAUUGAAUCAAAUUCAGGACAUUAAGAAUAAUUAAUUUUGUAAUCUAAUACACCUCAAUAACUUAUAACUCCUAAAAAUGAGACAGAAAAAUUAUAGACAUUUGGGCAAGUUGAGUUAAUAAAAUAAUCAAAAUCUUUUAGAAAACUUAUUGUUUAUUUUCAUUAAAAAGAUUUUAUCAAAGUGCUUUUAAUGCCAUUCAAAUUAACAUCUAGCUUUAAAUAACGACACUUUAAUUUAAUCAAUGAUUUAAGUGCUUCCUACAAAAAUUAUAAUGGAAGAAGUAAUGAUACAUAGAAGAAAUUGAUUCAUCAAUAUAUCUCACUAAUCGAUAUUAGAAUUUAAUUGAGAUUAAAAUUUAGAAUUAUUAAAACAAAAUGUAAAUAAUAUCUAACCUAUAUACAUAAUCAAAUACCUUUAAUUGAACCAAUGAGCAACACAUAGUUUUUUUGGGAUUUGAUUUGUUUUACUAUAAGAAUUUAUCUAAUUAUUGUUAUUCCUGUAAUUAUGGCAUUCCAUGGUUAAAGUUUUAUAACCUAAUAGUUAGGACCAUUAUUACUUUUUUCAAUAAUAUUGAUUUUCGAUAUUAUUACUAGAGCUUUUACAAUCACAUACGAUUAAGGAUUACCUAUAAGAGAUAGGUACUUAUUAUUUAAAAAAUAAUUAAAUUUUUCAACAGUCCUCGAACUGUUUAGUUUUAUUUAUACAAUAGUAAUAACUUUAUCUGAAGAUGAUCCUAUAGAUAAAUACAUUCUAAAAGAAGGAUGGCCAAAAAUUUUAUUGAGUUUGUUGUACAUUUAAGUUUUCAAUAUAUUGAAAUUUAUUGAUGUUUCAUAAUAUUCUCUAAAAUUAAGCCGCAUGUCAACCUCAAUUGUAGAUUUAAUAAAAUUAAUUGCUUUAAUUUUACUUGUCUAGCAUAUAUUUAGUUGUGUUUGGCUUAUAUUUGGGGCAUAUUCAGUUGUAAAUUAAGAAAAUUCUUGGUUAAAUCCUUAUUAACAUGAUGAUUGGUCACUUUAAUUUCUGUAAUCAUUUUACUUUAUUUGUGUAACAACUUUCACUGUUGGUUAUGGAGAUUUAACACCAAAAAGUAAAGAUAUUUUAAUUAUUUAAAGAUCCUUCUGAAUAGAUAUUUACUAUAAUCUAUAUGUUUUUCUGUAUGCUUUUAUUUUCUUACACAGUUAAUACAAUUGGAACCAUUUUAACUCAAAUUAAAGAAAGUAGUGAUAAAAUUAAAUCUAAAUUAACAGCAAUAAACCUAUAUAUGCACAAUAAAUCUAUUAGUCCUGCUUUAUAAUUCAAGUAAUUUAAAUAUUAUUUUAAUUUUAAGGGUUAGAGAAUAGUUAUAUUUCUACUUAAAAUAAGAAAUAAUCUAAUAAGUUAAUGAGCAAUCUGAGAUCAUAUAAUUACUUCCUUAAGAUUUAUAACAUAGUCUUAAAAUUGAAGCUGCAAAAUCUAUAAUCAAUAAAUGCUCAUUUUUUAAAGAUAAUUUUUCUAAUGAGAUUUUAAAUUAAUUGUUGGAGGAAGUUAAUUUUCAUAUGUAUCAACCAGGAGCAAUUAUUCAUUCAAAAGAUGAAUUCUAUAUUCAUAUUAUUGAAUAAGGAUAAGUAGAUGUUAUGUAUAAAAAGGUAUAAAACUUAAUUUAAUUCUAGAAAAUAAUACAAACUUUGGAAAAGUAUGAUUAUUUUGGUUUAGAAGAAUUUAUAAAUUAAUAGGCUAAUCCAAAUAUUACUUUUAAAAGUACUUCUUUUACAAGUGUGCUUUCAAUUCCUCAUUCUUAUUUUCAUAAGAUUUUAUCAUAAAAUGACCUUGAAAACUAAAAAUUUCAUAAUCUUUUAACUUAAUCUCCUUCUAUUUCUAAUUUCUGUUUUAUUUGUAAAACUAAAUCUCAUGAAACUCAAAUGUGUACAUUGGUUCAUUUUGUACCAAAUAGGGAAGUUAUUAUUAAAAAGUAUCUCUACAGAAGGAAAUAAAAAAAAAGAUUGUCCUAAGAUAGAAAAUUAAGAAUGAUCUUCUUAAAUUAAAUAGAUGAAAAAACUGAAGAAAGUAAAUUAUAAUAAAUAAAGUUUUUAAAUGCAAAGAAACAUUAAAAAAUGGUUAUGGAUUCUGUGAUAAAAUUUAAAAAUGACAAUGAAUUUUAUUUAGAAUCAUUAUUUCCUAAUAUAGAAUAGCCUCUUAGUAUUGAAAGCUAAAGUGAAUCUGAAAAUGAAAAUUAAGAUGAAUUGAAAGAUUAAAGCAUUUCAGAAUAAAAUAUAAAAUUUAAAGGAGAAAGCAAAUAAGUACCUAAUCUUUUAUCGAAAAAUUUAAUUUAAUUUUAAGUGCUCCAAAAGUUAAAAAAGAAAAGAUUAAUUAAUCAAAACUAAUAAUAAUAAUAACUAUCACCACCAUUGAUGACAUCUCAAUUUGGUUAAGUAAACCUAACAUCUUAUUUUUCUACAAAAUAAAAUCUUAAAUAGAAUAUAUAAUAAGUAUACGCUAAAUCUUUUGAUUUAGAUUAGUUAAUAGAAGAGAUUAAUAUUUAUGAUGAGUUAAGAAUUAAAAUGAAUAAUUUAGUACUUUUUCCGAAAAAAGAGUAGGAAUAGAUUGAAUUUUGGUAUAAGAAACUUUCUAAUCUCAAAGAAGAUCUAAAUGAUAUGGCUAAUUUUGAAUGUUUAAAAAAUUAUGAAAUUUAUUGUAGACAAUGGAAUGUAGACACAGUAGUAAAAAAGAUAACCUCUAAACCUAAAAAAAUUAGAGGAUUAAAACGACUGAAGAGAUAUUUAAUUUUUCCUUAUCUAUUUAUUAAUAAGUACUUAGAUAGAAAAGAUUAAAACGAUAUUAAUAAAACUUUAGAUAAAUCAAAAAGGAAAAGUUAAAUUUAUUUUAUUAUAUAGGAUCCACAAAACCUAAGGUUAAUAAAAAGAGUCGUAUAACUCCUAAAUCAUGA
Paramecium sonneborni is the source of this 3067-nucleotide messenger RNA. The record is from the annotation of a GenBank genome assembly. Lineage: Eukaryota; Ciliophora; Oligohymenophorea; Peniculida; Parameciidae.